Corythoichthys intestinalis (scribbled pipefish) is the source of this 1758-nucleotide messenger RNA. RefSeq names its product spondin 2a, extracellular matrix protein (gene spon2a). The record is from RefSeq and is a predicted model, not a curated record. Bases 268 to 1269 code for a protein of 333 amino acids. The transcript is spliced from 8 exons. NCBI's taxonomy places the organism in Eukaryota, Metazoa, Chordata, Actinopteri, Syngnathiformes, Syngnathidae.
AACACGUGGAUCUCGGGUUCUCCAAGAAGUGUAUCGAACGGGUGACUCAACCGCUGACUGAGCUGAACCAACGCAGAACAGACAGGACAGUGGCUGUUAAGGAAAACCUCUGACUCCAGGUGGUGAACUUUGAUUAACCUACAUUGCUGAAAAUCCAGGCACUUUAAAGGGUUGAUUCCGACAUACUUGGAAAUUCGGGUUACUCACCAGCCUAGGAACGGAACUUGUUCGUAACCCCAGGAAUACCUGUACUUCAAUAGCCUAGAUAUGAUGUCAUCACAACAUUCAAAGACCAUUUGGCUGAAGCAGCUUCUGGUUGUAUUCUUGAAACUCUGCCUCACUUGUGCCAGUUCUUUGCGCCCACUCAACGGGACCGAAUGCACAGCCAGAGGUCCGGCUUCCUAUAUUGUAGUAUUUACCGGUCAUUGGAGCCCACAGGCCUUCCCCAAGCAGUACCCACUGUUUCGGCCCCCUGCCCAGUGGUCCAAACUAAUAGCGGUGAGCCAUAAUCGCCAUUUUCGGCUUUGGGAGGAGGGCGCUGAGGCCAGCGAAGGGGUGCAGAACUUUGCCGAAGUUGGCGUGACGGUGGAACUGAUGAAGUCGGCCAAAGAGGCGAGGAAGAGACGCUCAGUCGGCACCAUGUACCGGACGGCCGGCAUCCCGAACGGAAUCGGGCACAGCUCCACGGAGCUUCUCAUGCUGCCCAGGAACUCACUGCUGUCUCUGAUGGUCAAGAUGAUCCCCAGCCCUGACUGGUUCGUUGGUGUGGACAGCCUAAACCUUUGCGAGGGCAGUCACUGGAAACAGGACGUGACCAUAGACCUGCAACCUUAUGAUGCAGGAACAGAUAGCGGCUUCACAUUCUCCUCCCCAAACUUUCCCACCAGCCCCCGAGAAAACAUCUCAAAGAUCACCUCUCAGAUGCCAAACCACCCUGCCAACUCCUUCUACUAUCCUCGUCUAAAACAACUUCCACCCAUUGCCAGCAUAAAGAUCAUGCGGCAGAGCAGAUCUCUUCACCGCCAAGUGCCAAUGUCCAACCAUAUCCUCCCGAACUCCAUAAGUCCUCAGAGAUUCUCAGUGACGCCACUGGACUGUGAAGUGUCUCUCUGGUCAUCCUGGGGCUUAUGUUUGGGCCCCUGUUCCAAAGGCGGCAUCCGCCAUCGCACACGGUACAUCCUUCUACGGCCGGCCAAUGCUGGCGACCCAUGCCCUGAGCUGGAGGAGCAAGCAGAGUGUGUACCACACAGCUGCAUGAAGCUUCAUUAACCCAAAGAGCACAUUUGCUGCCAGUAUUCAACACUGGGACUCAUGUUAUUACUGCUGGACUGAGAAGCCCUCCUGCAUUAUACCCUAGGUAAUGCAAAGGAUUUUCCACCCUGUCAAGACUGCAUUUAUUGUGUUGCUUAUGGUUUCAGUGCUUAAUUUUGCUUUGAUUGCAAGUGUUGGACCAACAGGGAAAAAAAUCUAUUUUGAUGUGCUGAGGUGGGCAAAAGUCAAAUGCAUUCAAAUAUGUCUUUUGUAGCCUUCAUCAUGCCAGUCAAGUGCACAGUCACGACACAACAAAUGUAACAAUCACACCCACAUACAAUUAAAAACAUACACCAAAUUCCUCUAACUGACCGCUAGGUAUUAAGGUAUAACUUAACCUAAGCUAUACAUGCUGGACACGUGCAGCUCUGUUCAAAAUAAGCAAAAAAUGGCUUGAAUCAGUAAAGAAGCUGGUUUGUUUUAUAAUAAGAUGCCAUUUUUAUAAAG